Molecule: messenger RNA, 1152 nt
Organism: Alternaria rosae
Lineage: Eukaryota; Fungi; Ascomycota; Dothideomycetes; Pleosporales; Pleosporaceae
Exons: 1
Coding region: 172-1026 (284 amino acids)
Source: RefSeq, a predicted model, not a curated record
UUGGAUCUCGUGCCGGCCUCAAGCGCAAUCUAUCUCAGGCAGUACCCCGCAUAUCUGCAUUGCACCAAAGUAGCGACCAACUACAGUCACCGCCAGAAUUACCGGCCCCAGAACCGACAGCUGGACCCUUAUCUGCAAUAUCGCACAUCUACUUUGAAUUAAUCCAUCAAUAUGUCUCUCGCUCGUGCCAUGACAAGGCGCAUUAAGCGGACGGAAGAGCCGAAGGACUCGACGGUGUCGCCAACUCGCAGCCAGAGUGUCAAAAUGCCCAUCAACAACUUUGACCGUUCGAAGAUCUCUCUUCCUAUCGCCUUGGUGUCGACUACCAACAUGCUUUCGUACAACGCGCCUGACAUCUCGACCCUCAGGAAUGUCUCGUCUUCAACUUCCCUCAGCCACUCCUCGGCGGACGACUCGGACCACAGUGUGUCAACACGCUCCCGGGCAUCCUCGCAUGGUUCAAGAGACACCACUCUCACUGAUGCCUCCUCUGUGGCGUCUUCACCCAUCUCGCCCGCGCCCAACCACCUGUCCGGCUACUUUUCAUCCUCUGGCAAGCAACUGAAGAAGUCCGCCUCAACUACCAGUCUUAAGCAAGUCAAAGAGGAGACUGUAGAAGCAGUGCCUGCCAUUCCUCAGAGGGCUCUCUCGCACAGCAAAAAGGCACAUGAGCGAUUGGCGCACAAGCGAUCGCUUCAGAAUGUCAGCACUCGCGGCAGCAUGAAUUCGCGUGGGAGCGUAGGUUCUGCACGCCACUCGCGCGAACAGCGAUCAUCGCUCGACAUGUUCAAGGGCACGAUUGAAGAGGAGAACCACCCCUUUGGCCGAGAACUCGAGCAACUGAACGAAGUCGUAGAGGAGUUUGGCGGCGUAGUACGAGACGCAGAGACCGAAGCGGACAUUUCCAUCAUGCGCUCGAAAAAUCUCGCAGCUUUCUGCGCUGCCGACUACCUCUCGGAGAUCCGCCCACUUUUCAGCCAUCGAUUCGCCAUCAAACACCAAGCCGCACCCAUGGCCUGGAUUUGAUCAAGUCUCCUUACUGCACUCCCUGGACGGUCUCCUUUGCUCUCAGCCCUAUACCUUAGACAAUGUCUUACGCUCUCGUUUCCGUGUACAUACUUAUAGGGACUGUGAUCCCCACCACUCUUUGGU